AUGUCCAUAGCUGCGUGGUCCACCGCGCGCGACGCCGCGACCGCGUUCGCCGCGCGCGACGCCCUCGUCCCGAUCGACGACGCCGCGCGCGCCGCGUUCGCCGAACUGCGGUCGCAGCGCUGCGAAGACUUGCUCGAGCGCGCGUUUCUCCGCGCGUUCGAGCGCGCGCUGCGCGACGACGCGCUCCCGCGAUGGCGCGAAGCGUGCGCGAUGCCGUCGUCGAUCGACGCGGGCGCGCUGGAGCGGACGAACGCGGAGGAGAGGGACGAAGAGGAGGAGGAGACGCGCGCGCGCGCCGAGGGGUGGACGCGAGCGGAGGCGGCGCCGGCGACGACGGCGUUCGCGGAGUGGAUCGAAAGAGGGCGCGAACGCGCGCGAGCGUUCAGCGCGGGCGUGCGGGGGGUGAGUGAGGACGAUGACGCGGUGCGGACGUUCGAACGGGCGUUCGAUGCGAUGGUGGGAGGAACGUGCGCGGCGCGGGGACCGCCGCGGUUGUCGGCGAUUUUGAGCGCGUGGUACAGAGCGAGAGCGCGGGAGUUUGAUCACGCCGUGCGUAAGAGGUGGGGGGAGACGAGCGAUGAUGACGAGAACGAUAGGAUGGAGACGAGCGUACUCGAGCGGCAGAGCUCGAUCGGGGCGGAUAUAGCGAGUUGUGGCGAGGUCAUGGGGAGGGCGUGGGCGGCGGAGACGAGCGCGAUGGGCGAAACGUUGGCGCGAUGUCACGCGUCGUUGGGACGAGUGGCGGAAAAUGCGGCGGCUCGGGCGUUAGGAGAGUGUGUGAAGCGACAUGUCAUUCGUCGCUGUCGCGGUGCGUUCGAUGCGCCGAAGCUGUGGCCGACGUUACGAUGGGUUCGAGCGGUGCCGCUCGAGUUUUUCAAGACGGCACUGCGAUUAAAGCGCGUCGACGGCGCGGCAAUCGAGUCUUGGCGCGGGCGAUUAGAAUACACCGUGCACGAACACCUCGGCGCGCUGCGCAUUCACGAGCUGUUCGACAUUAUUGUCGACUAUCCUGACUCUUUGCCCGCGAUUACGGAUUUGCGCACGUGUUUACAAAACACGACGCUACACGCGGCGCUCGUGGACUCGUUCGUCGACGCGAUGCGGUCACGUUUACUCCACGCCGGCGCUUCGACGGUAGACAUCGUGCAGCAGUACAUCGGUACGAUCAAAACUCUGCUCGAGCUUGACCCUUCGGGCGUCGUCCUCGAACUCGUGAGCGGGCCCGUGAAGGAAUACUUGCGCGAGCGCAAAGAUACCAUUCGCUGUGUUGUGACGAUGCUCACUGAUGACGGCGGUGAAGACGGCGGCGAAGGCGGCGAAGGCGCACUUUACGUUGAGCUCGGUCGUCUCGCACGAGGAGAAAGCAUAGAAAUCGCCGAGUCGAGCGUGCCAGCGCCGAAUCCAAACGCCACUGUGAGCGGAACAGACAACUUGGACCGAAUGGACAGCAUCACGGCUGAGAUGGUCGCCAUCGCCGCCGGAGCGAACGAUGACGAUCUAGCCGACGGUGUGCAGUCAACACAGCAAGUUCUGUCGGGCUGGGACGCAUGGGAGCCCGAGCCCGUGGAGACGGAGGCCGCGGCGAGUCGCGGACGUCGACGCAAAGCGGGAGACAUCAUCGGUCUUCUGGUCGGCAUUUACGGCUCAAAGGAACUCUUCAUCAACGAGUAUCGUACCAUGCUCGCGGAAAAACUAUUGAGCAAGUCGAAUUACGAUACUGAGCGUGAAAUGCACGCGUUGGAGUUGUUGAAGCUUCGAUUCGGUGAGACGAGCUUGCACAACUGCGAAGUCAUGCUCAAAGAUUUCGCCGACAGUAAGCGCGCCAACGCCAACAUCAAGACGCGUCCGACGACGGGUACUCCGUCCGCGAAGGACAGACGCACGAGUGAUAUUUUGAUACAGACGCCCGUUGAGGCGACGAUCGUGUCAUCGUUGUUCUGGCCCGCGUUCUCGACCGAUUUGACCGAUUUCAAACUCCCCACAGAGAUUCAAGAACACAUGGAUGCGUACGCGAGACGAUAUCAUCAAAUCAAGGCGCCGCGUAAAAUGGAAUGGAAGGCUUCUCUUGGUACGGUGGUCAUGGACGUCACGCACAACGAUCGAACGUUCGAGGCGAGCGUGAAUCCCCUGCAGGCGGCGAUUUUGCAUUACUUCCAACGAGAGAAAGUUUGGCGAGCGAAUGAUUUAGCGAACGCCUUGGGCGUGAGCGUGGACGCUCUGCGCAAACGUAUAGUCAUUUGGAUGAACAACGGCGUGCUCGUCGAGCGAAAGGAAGGGCAUGUCAUAUCAUACGCGCUCGCGGAACCUUCGGAUGAAGUCGACGCCAUGGAUGGCGUACACGACGACGAUGAGCACGUCAGCGGCGUCGCGACGGCGGAGGAAACCGCCGCGGCGGGAAUGAUGGUGUACGAGCAAUACAUCAUGGGUAUGCUGACCAAUUUCCCGAGCCUACCGCUCGAUCGCAUCCAUAAUAUGCUGAAAAUGUUCGUCGUCGAACCUGUGUACGAUAAAACCGUGGCAGAGCUCGAGGGUUUCUUGUUAGAACUCGUCGCGCAGGAUAAACUCGCGAUGGAUGGUUCGGCGUUCGCGAAGAAAAAGUAA
Ostreococcus lucimarinus CCE9901 is the source of this 2601-nucleotide messenger RNA. RefSeq lists its product with no specific name. Gene Ontology annotation, biological process: ubiquitin-dependent protein catabolic process. The record is from RefSeq and is a predicted model, not a curated record. NCBI's taxonomy places the organism in Eukaryota, Viridiplantae, Chlorophyta, Mamiellophyceae, Mamiellales, Bathycoccaceae. Gene Ontology annotation, molecular function: ubiquitin protein ligase binding. Gene Ontology annotation, cellular component: anaphase-promoting complex. Bases 1 to 2601 code for a protein of 866 amino acids. The transcript has a single exon.